This is a messenger RNA of Cajanus cajan (pigeon pea), 1450 nucleotides long. RefSeq names its product putative pectinesterase 53. Gene Ontology annotation, biological process: cell wall modification; pectin catabolic process. Gene Ontology annotation, molecular function: pectinesterase activity. NCBI's taxonomy places the organism in Eukaryota, Viridiplantae, Streptophyta, Magnoliopsida, Fabales, Fabaceae. The record is from RefSeq and is a predicted model, not a curated record.
UUUAGAUUGCUCAUCUCUCUCUCACUCUCUCUAUCUCUCUAUCCAUGUCAGUAGAAGCACCCGUGACCUCUCUCUCUGUCAAUGAUUCUCUGAUUCAGCUUCACUUUCCAGUCCCACAUGUAAACAAGUACCAACUUUACCUGUAUAUAAACCAUGACACAAGCCAAUUCACACAGCACUUGUAGUUCCAAACUUCAUUCCCCCACCUUGUCAUUCUUUUCCGCACAACAUUCUCUCUGAGAAUGUCAAAUUUUCAUAUCAUUUUCUAUGGUUUAGUUGUGGUAAUUCUUCUUCUGCAUAAUCCAAGUGCAACACAAUGCCACACCAAGGGAAUUCGACCUAAGCCAGGGAAUGGUUUAUCUAUCAACAUGACCAGAGCUCAAUUUUCAGAACAACAGUUCAUGAAAUGGGUGAGAUUUGUGGGUGGCCUCAAACAUUCUAUCUUUAGGACAGCAAAUAAUAAGCUUUUUCCUUCUCACACUUUGCACGUUUCUAAGAAGCCCGGUAAAGGAUACUUUACCUCAAUUCAAGCUGCCAUUGAUUCCAUUCCAUUCAUCAAUAUAUUUAGAGUGGUAAUUAAGGUCCAUGCAGGGGUUUACACGGAGAAAGUUAGCAUUCCUCCUUUCAAAUCCUACAUAACGAUACAAGGAGCAGGAGCAGAUAAGACUAUCGUUCAAUGGGGUGACACAGCUCAAAGCCAGCCACUAAGAACCUAUGGUUCUGCAACUUUUGCUGUGAAUGCUCCUUAUUUCAUAGCCAAGAACAUCACAUUCAAAAACACUGCCCCGGUUCCAGCACCAGGAGCAGUUGGAAAGCAAGCAGUGGCAUUGAGAAUUUCAGGAGACACAGCAAUAUUCCUAGGCUGCAAAUUCUUAGGGGCACAGGACACACUCUAUGAUCAACUGGGUAGGCAUUACUAUAAGGAUUGUUACAUUGAAGGCUCUGUUGAUUUCAUAUUUGGCAACGCUCUCUCUCUCUUUGAGGGAUGUCACGUGCAUGCCAUAGCACAGCUUACAGGGGCCCUAACAGCACAAGGAAGGAGCAGUUUAUUAGAAGACACGGGAUUCUCGUUUGUUCACUGUAAGGUCACGGGUUCGGGGGCACUUUACCUUGGAAGGGCUUGGGGUCCCUUUUCUCGCGUUGUCUUUGCUUACACUUACAUGGACAACAUCAUCAUUCCCAAAGGAUGGUAUAACUGGGGCGACCCUAACCGUGAAAUGACUGUGUUCUAUGGACAGUACAAAUGCACAGGACCAGGAGCAAGCUACGCGGGGAGAGUAUCAUGGUCAAGGGAGCUAACCGAUGAGGAAGCUAAGCCAUUUAUUUCACUUAGCUAUAUUGAUGGCUCUGAAUGGAUCAAUCUUUCUAUUUGAAUUUAUCUGCUUACAAAAUCCAUUCUGAUGUAUAAAUAUAAUUUACAAUUUCAUAGUGCUUGCUUCACUUAUCACAA